Messenger RNA from Solea senegalensis (Senegalese sole), 935 nucleotides. Its product is annotated as DNA polymerase III PolC-type-like. Gene Ontology annotation, molecular function: nucleic acid binding; 3'-5'-DNA exonuclease activity. The coding region runs from base 243 to 821 and encodes 192 amino acids. The transcript is spliced from 3 exons. Gene Ontology annotation, biological process: DNA catabolic process. Gene Ontology annotation, cellular component: cytoplasm. Lineage: Eukaryota; Metazoa; Chordata; Actinopteri; Pleuronectiformes; Soleidae. The record is from RefSeq and is a predicted model, not a curated record.
GGUCUGUGUGUCCCGUCAGCUCUGGUUGACAGUGGAAGAUUCCACCUCCGCCCAAAACACAGAGACACAGACUACAACACGUUUGUUUCACAACAGUCGGCCGCGCUUGUGUGUAACUCACACACACACACACACACACACCGCCGUUUCAGAGGAAGAGAAAGCGAAAAGUAAAUAUUAGGUUUCAUCUGAUUCUUGAGCUAAUAGCGCGCGCACCAGACCCUAACAUCAGCUGACACACGAUGUCUUCUAAUGGAGUCAUCGUUUUCUUUGACCUGGAGACAACGGGACUAAAUACUCAUAUGUGUGACAUCAUCCAGCUGUCUGCUGUCUGUGGGGAUCAGGUGUUCAACGUCUACGUCCUCCCUGACAGCGAGAUCAGUGUGGGAGCCUCAAAGAUCACAGGCUUCACAGUCACUGAUGACAACCUGUUUUGCCGCGGGAUUCCUUUGGUCACCACCCCCCUUGUCGAGGCGCUCACCUCCUUCAUAGAGUUCCUCCGCUCCUUCCACUGUCCUGUGCUGCUGGCGGCCCACAACGCAAAAUGGUUUGACGUACCCGUGCUCACCAGAGUGCUAACGAAGUGCUCACUCUUGCAGGAGUUCAAGGGGGUGGUGCCUGAGUAUGUGGAUACAUUAGUGCUGAGCAGGAGUCUCUAUCCGGAGCUGGGCUAUUACAACCAAACACAUUUGGUCAGGUUCUUCUUAGGAAAGAACUACAAUAGCCACAAUGCAGUGGAGGAUGCAAAGGCGUUGGAGGAGCUGUUUGAGUCGUGGAGUCCUUCAAAAUUGAUCAUCUCAAAUAAUAUUUGUCUAUUUUAAAACAAACGAAAACAUUGGAUGUAUUCAUACUGUAAUAUCAUGAUGAUGUUAUGCUCCAGUUAAUCGUGACACAAUGGUAAACCCAUUAAACUCCUGUUUGAUCUUUCCAGAAAA